CAACUUUCACUCGCUCACUCGUUCAUUCUCUCAACUUCUUUCACACUCAUUAACCCUGGUGGUUACAGCUUUGUCACUCUUCAGACAUUUUUAUCUUACUAAAGCCAACUCUAUACCGACUUACCAACCACUUUUCAAUCAUUCAUCAUGCAGUUCUCCGCUCUUCUCACCGCUCUCCUGGCUUCGGCCGUUGUUGCCGUCCCCCAGGGCAACGUCACUCCCAACACCAUGGGAGCUCUCGAGAAGCGUGCUAGCUUCCCUAUCCCCGCCUCCAAGGGAUCCGUCACCUACAAGUCUGUCCAGACCAUCAAGGGCACCUUCGAUGGUGGCAUGAAGACCUACGGCCGUGGUGUCAAGUGCACUGGCCAGGCUGAGGGUGGCGACGCUGACGCCGUCUUCAUUCUCGAGAACGGUGCUACCCUCAAGAACGUCAUCAUCGGCGCUGACCAGAUUGAGGGUGUUCACUGCAAGGGUUCUUGCACCAUCGAGAACGUCUGGUGGAAGAAGGUCUGCGAGGACGCUCUUUCCAUCAAGGGUAACGGCAACGCCCUCGUCAAGGGUGGAGGUGCCACUGGCGCUGCGGACAAGAUCAUCCAGCACAACGGUCUCGGAACGGUCACCAUUGAUGGCUUCACCGCUGUCGACUUCGGCAAGCUCUACCGCUCUUGCGGCAACUGCAAGACCAUGGGCACUCGCAACGUCGUUGUGAAGAACGUCAAGGCCUACAACGGCAAGCUCCUCACCGGUAUCAACUCCAACAAGGGCGAUGUCUCCACCAUCACCAACACCUGCGCCACCUCUGUCAAGGAGAUCUGCACCGAGUUCCAGGGCACCACCCCCGGCAACGAGCCCAAGAAGCUCAGCUCCGGCCCCAGCAAGUCCUGCAAGUACACCACCGUCAAGUCUUGCUAGAUGCAUACCGCGCUUGGAUACGGUAGUGGGAUAUCCGAUAUUUUAUUGGAUGCGGACUAUGAAAGGCAUGAUACACUCCGAUUUGAAGUGGGCACACUUUCAAAAGCACGUCUAUUACUGUUGGCUUUAAUUACUUUACCUUCUGGCUACAUGCUACUAUUACAAUAUACAUAUUGCUAUUGAUCACAAA
This is a messenger RNA of Ilyonectria robusta, 1102 nucleotides long. Its product is annotated as pectate lyase-domain-containing protein. Gene Ontology annotation, cellular component: extracellular region. The record is from RefSeq and is a predicted model, not a curated record. Gene Ontology annotation, biological process: pectin catabolic process. The coding region runs from base 148 to 912 and encodes 254 amino acids. Gene Ontology annotation, molecular function: pectate lyase activity. Lineage: Eukaryota; Fungi; Ascomycota; Sordariomycetes; Hypocreales; Nectriaceae. The transcript has a single exon.